AUGCCUCUGCGAUGUGGUGCAGCUGCGAAAAGUUGGUCCAUAAGAAGCCUAUUCUCACGAAGUACCCAAGGAGAAUCGAUUACGGAGGACUACCGCUCUGAAAUCACCUUGGUUCCACAGAAGGAGUCGAGUCGGAGUGCCCCUGGAACUGCAGGACCAAGAAAUUUUAAUGCAGCCGAUAUGUGCUUUGGGUCCUGCUGUAGGAAGGGCCGAGUCGAUGUUAUUCCACCUAGGUAG
This is a messenger RNA of Penicillium brasilianum, 237 nucleotides long. Lineage: Eukaryota; Fungi; Ascomycota; Eurotiomycetes; Eurotiales; Aspergillaceae. The record is from the annotation of a GenBank genome assembly.